AUGUUUCUCACUGCAUUUUUGACCCCAUAUACCCUACUCCUCCUCCCAAUCCUCUACUACAUUCUUCCAUAUCUCCGAAAUAACAGUUUACGGAAAAUCCCUGGUCCUCUACCAGCGGCAUUGUCGAAUCUAUGGCUAUUGUACCAGGCUCGACGAGGCCGAAGAUACCUCGAAGUCGACAAAUUGCACAAGAAACUGGGCAAGGUUGUGAGAAUACAGCCCAAUCAUGUCUCCAUCGCCGACGUGGACGCCAUUCAGACCAUCUAUGGACAUGGCAAUGGAUUCUUGAAGAGUGAUUAUUAUGACGCCUUCGUCUCGAUUCGACGAGGCCUCUUCAACACCCGUGACCGAGCUGAACAUACUCGCAAACGCAAGGUCGUCUCCCACACCUUCAGCGCCAAAUCCAUCGGCCAAUUCGAGCAAUACAUCCACGGCAACCUCGAGCUCUUCGCCAGCAAAUGGACCGACAUGUCCAAGAACCGCAAGAACCCAAAGACCGGCUAUGCCAGCCUCGACGCCCUCCACUGGUUCAACUACCUCGCCUUCGACAUCAUCGGCGACCUGGCAUUUGGCGCCCCCUUCGGCAUGCUCGAGCACGAACGCGACUUCACCGAGAUCCGCAAGACGCCCGACGCAAAGCCACAGACCGCCUCCGCCAUCGAGGUGCUCAACCGCCGCGGCGAAGUCUCGGGCACCCUGGGCUGCUACCCACAGCUGAAGCCCUACGCCAAGUAUCUCCCGGACAAGUUCUUCAGCCAGGGUGUCGAAGCGGUCGAAAACCUGGCGGGCAUCGCUAUCGCACGCGUGGCGCAGCGACUCGAGAACCCCAACACGGACCGGGUCGACCUGCUCGCACGCCUGAUGGAGGGCAAAGACGCCAACGGCGAGAAACUGGGCCGCGAAGAACUCACCGCCGAGGCCCUGACGCAACUCAUCGCCGGCUCCGACACGACGUCCAACACGGCGUGCGCCCUGCUCUACUACGUGCUCCGCACGCCGGGCGUGCUGGCCAAACUCCAAAAGGAACUCGACGACGCCAUGCCGGCCGGCGUCCCCUCGUACGACCAAGUCAAGGACCUGCCGUACGUGCAAUGGGUGAUCAACGAGACGAUGCGUAUCCACUCGACGUCGUCACUGGGCCUCCCGCGGCUCGUCCCCGGCGCGACGCCGGAGAACCCCAACCCCAAACCCGUCGAGAUCCUCGGCCACCGCUUUCCCCCGGGCACCGUGCUCUCGGUCCCCAGCUACACGAUCCACCACAGCAAGGAGAUCUGGGGGCCCGACGCCGACGAGUUCGUCCCCGAGCGCUGGGACGAGAAGGCCCGCCUCACCCCGGCCCAGAAAGACGCCUUCAUCCCCUUCAGCUACGGGCCCCGCGCCUGUGUCGGCAGGAACGUCGCAGAGAUGGAGCUCAAGUGUAUCGUCGGCACCGUGUUCCGCAACUUUGAGUUUCGGGAUGAGCAUGACGGCCCCAUGGAGACCCGCGAGGGGUUCCUCAGGAAGCCCCUGGCUUUUAAUGUCGGUGUCAAGUGUCGUGCGACUUAG
Molecule: messenger RNA, 1545 nt
Organism: Exophiala bonariae
Lineage: Eukaryota; Fungi; Ascomycota; Eurotiomycetes; Chaetothyriales; Herpotrichiellaceae
Exons: 2
Coding region: 1-1545 (514 amino acids)
Molecular function (GO): iron ion binding; heme binding; oxidoreductase activity, acting on paired donors, with incorporation or reduction of molecular oxygen
Source: RefSeq, a predicted model, not a curated record